Lates calcarifer (barramundi perch) is the source of this 4368-nucleotide messenger RNA. RefSeq names its product chromosome unknown C6orf47 homolog (gene cunh6orf47). The transcript is spliced from 3 exons. The coding region runs from base 785 to 1693 and encodes 302 amino acids. The record is from RefSeq and is a predicted model, not a curated record. Lineage: Eukaryota; Metazoa; Chordata; Actinopteri; Centropomidae.
AGUCCGUCGUCUCGCUCACGUAAUUAGGCAAACGUUUGAGUCGACCUCGCAGGCAGAUCUUUCACUUGUUCUUUUUUGCUGGGUGGCUGUAUUGUUAAUGGUACAUGCCGCCAGUUAAAAUCAGAAAGCUAACGUUAUACUCCACAUGUAGAAGAUAAACACGUUGUUGUGUUUAGCACACAGCAUCUAGAAGUUGAGGAACUUGGUCUGCGUGUCGAGUUAUUUGAUGCUAACAAGGAGGGCUAGCUGCGGUCCGGCAGACGAACUCUUGCUAACAUCGGCGAAGGUAUGAGGACUGAAGCAGUUUGUUUCGGCACACAGAAAAAGUUUGGCAAGUUUGCUCAGCAGUCACGUUAAUGUUGUUGAGCUGAAGGCUUGGUCAACUCAACAGACUGACUCACAACUAGCUGGUGCUAAUUUGCUUAUUGUGCAUAUUAAUGUUGAAUUAUUGAAAGCGACGGUUAAACCAAAGACAUGUAGACGAGUGUCUACAUGUGACUUACUAAUGCUGUAAUGUCAUUAAGGGCAUUGUGAGUAAUGUAAGGGGGUCACCCCUUCUCUCUGUUGAACUGCUCAAACACACCCUCAGGUGUGUCUGUGGCCUGAGGACGUCAUUUUGCCCUGGCCUGAAUCCUUGUGAACAAGUACUACAACUUCACAACCGUGCUGCACUGCAUGCUUUCCCCAUACGCUCACAGAGCUGCUCAGCCAACGGAGGCAAGAAGAGCAGAAAACUGACUGUUUGCCAGUCUUAAUACAACUCCAACUAGUUCAGCGACAAAGAAUGACAGCUGCGGUAGGAAGAGCGUUUGGGUGGGUGCGCUCAUGGGGCAGCAGUUACGUGUCAGAGAAUACCACAACGGAUAUAGCCGAGGGCCAGAAGCAAGGCUAUGGCAGUUGGAGUCUCAGGGGGUGGACGUCUUGGAUCUGGGGAGGGUGGAGACGUAAAAGUGAUGAAAGUAGUCCAGUAGAGGAGUAUUGGGAGGCGCAGGAGAAGCUUCAGCCCGUGGAAAUUGAAGAUCUCUGUGCAGCGAAACAAGAGGUCGUGGUACAUUCAGAACAAGCUUCUAGAUGGUGGAAUAAAUAUCUCCCAACUUCUUACCUUGUGUGGCCAAGAAAAACGCAGCCAAGCAAAAGACAAAGGAAACGUGACGGUCUGAGCGGAGAUGAUAUUGAUGGCGACUUUUCUGAGUAUAGAACACCUCCUCCAUCUCCUACACCUCCUUCUCAGCUGACAUCUCCUUUUCGAUUCUUCGCGGACAGCUGGAUGUUGGAAAUCCUACCGGAGCACUACGAGAUCUGUUUCAACUUCCUCCGCCACUUAUUUGACCUGUUUGUUGUUGGCUUCCUGUGGACUGUGUCUCCUCCUGCCAAGCUGAUCCUGGAAGUGUUGGGGGUCCAGGGACCACUGAGGCUGUGGUUUCAUGGUAUGGCCAUGUUUUUUGUGUCCACAGUUGGAAUGGCCGGAUUACUCUGGUUGAUCCAGGAGUAUCUCCCUCAGUUUGCUUUGAUCUAUGGCAUCAUUCAGGCCGUGGUGAUCUCUGUCAGUGUCCGACAGAGUGUGAUAAUCGGCAUGGAGGAAGAAGAAGGAAAGGUCGAGGAGGGAAAGGAGACUGAUGAAAUGACAGACAGCAGGGAACAUAAAGAAAAACAUGUGUGUGUGUCUGUGAAGGACAAGGUGAAGACAAGUUAAACACAUGAUACUGAGAAGUUUCUGUCUUCAGCUGUAUCAGACCUCGUCCAGGAGUUUGACAUCACAACAGUGCGACUACACAGAGGCUCUUUCGCUUCACCACUGUGCUCUGCAGUGUGACUUAAUAAUUGUAUUGCACAUUCACUACAAACUCAUAGAAGUUGUACUUAUGUCACUUUAUAUUCAACACUAUUGAUGUGCAUUUUAUAGAUGUCUGUCCUCAUUUGAUUUUAAUGUCAUCACCAGAAUGUUGGCAUUUAUAGCCAUACAUAGUUAAGUAUCAAAAAGUAGACUGCUACUUUAAUUGGGGUCAGAAAUAAUAGGGUUCAUGAAUGUUCAUUAAAUGCUUGUUAAAUCAAAGAAAAAGAAUGAUUCCAGGUAUAUAGGGAGUACUGCAUUUUCUCCCAGUCACAUCGUAUUGUGUUGUGGGGCAUCACCACCAGGAGGAAAGAAAUACACACUCACAUAAACCACUCCAUUAAUUUAAAUGAGAAGAUUGUAGGGGAUUGAAAGAUGCAGUGUUUGCAUUUUAACCCUAGUUAAGUUUAACACUAGGGUCCAUUUGUUCUGAAGUUUGACUUUGGAUUUGUCUUUCACCACCGUCUUUGUCACUUAAGGUACUGUCACCAUUACACAGCUCCUCUGGAAGUAUUAAAUCCAUCUUUAAUGAAGCUGAAGUUUGUAAGACAGGAAGAUUCAAGCAUGCUCCCAUACACUUCUUCUUUUGUUCAACCUUGACCUGUGAAUUCAGUCAGUCAGCUACUAGAAACUCUGACACUGUGUUUAGACAUGGAGACACAGCUGUUCUACAAUAUUACUCUUCUGUAAGACUAACUGUAAAAUCCCUCUUGUACACUAUCUACAGUCUGUGAUGACGCUGCUUAAUAUUUAUUUACUCCACACAUCAGACCUGUAACAUCACAUUCCUUACCAGGCUAGGUGUGGGCUAAUGUGAAUGUAGCUUUACUGGAGCAAAAAUCUGAGUCUGGUGAAGGGGGAGGAAUCCUCAGAGGAUGGAUAAACAAGUAGCAACCACCACCACUGACCUGCAGGUUCAGACGUCUGCCAAUUGAGCACACACACCCAAUAACACUGUAUAAAAGCCAUAAGCUCUCAAUCCAGCGUUGACCUCAAAUUUAGAUUCUUCUAAAUAAGAUGUGUAUUUUGAUAUUCAGUGGUUGGCUCACAGGGUUUUUUAUGAAACAAGUAUCUAAUAAACAUCAGCAAGUGGCUUCAGUGCUGCUCAGCUGUGAUGGUUGCUGUUUGUGUUUAACCACAUUCUCUUAAAUGUUCAUCAUUUCUGCUGGUGAAACUGUACUGUAUUAUAUAUAUUUACACACUGACAGACUAAAAUGACAGCCCUGUCUGACCGGUGGAAAAAAACAUUUACCUUACCAAAACCUUACCACAUACAGUACAUGGAUGACAUUACAUUGAGAUUCCUCUAAUAUGUCCUCCUUAACAUGCUUGUUGUAGGAGGUAUCUUCUUAGAUAUUUAAAGAAUUGACACAUAAUACCAGCAGCACAUUUAAUGUGUUCUCUUUACACACUUGUAUUUUGCCUGUCAUUUUCUGUGCAAUGAUUUUUUGCGCGUUUUAAACAAGUUACACACUCUCUUCACUAGUGUGUAUUUUAAUGGAUUUUUAUCUCUCUGUCAUGCUUUCCAUUUAAUGGCACAAAAAUGAAGAGACCAAAUAUCUAAUUUGGUUUUAGUGCACAGUGGCAUGUUUUGCACUCAACAAACUCCUGCUCUAUAUAAUUUCAUUUGACUUGCAUCAGAUAUUUUUCCUAUAGCAUGUGCCGUAAUCAAUUUUUCAAAAAAGAUAUGGAUUUGAAUAUAGGUUUUAUUUCCUGUAUAUCAGCCUGUAAAUGUGGAGGUCUGUGGCUGACAAUAUUGAAAUGAAAUAAUUUCAUCUAUUUGAGAUGUGAUUGUCCAUUUGUGUGCACAUGAUACACAAAAUUAGAAUAAUGAAUACAUAACUGUAACUAGUUAUGUAUGUACUAGUUACUAUAGCCAAUUCUAAUCAAAACGUGCUUGAGUCAUUUUCAGUUUACUCCCAAGUGUAACACUGCCAUAAUGACAGGAAGAUUAAUGGGAAACAGUCUUGUCAUUUUCAAAUUCACAACUAUAAGGUAUUCAGAGUUGAAAAAGUGAAUCAGUUAUUGAAGUUGAAAUUAGAUUUUAUGUGCACACAAAUGGAAAAUGAAACUUUGAUUGGAUUACAAGGUUUAAUAUUAGCAGCUACUUCCAUAGAAAGAAUGUUUCACUCUCUUUUUUUGUAUUGUACCAAAUUUUUAUGAACCACUUGAGUCCCGUUAAGGUGACACAAUGCCUACAUCUCUUUGAUGCCUUUUAUUCAUUGUUUGCUUAAAUGGAGCUUUUAUUGCAGUGAUAUUAAGCCUGAUAAUCCCUUGUAAGGAAGGUUUUUUUUCUGUUAGUAGCCUGCACUGCUAACAAGUGCUGGAUCACUGUAGCUAAAUAAACUCUGUCCCACUGUCCCACAAGGAGGAAGGACCUCACUAAUAUCUAUGGUGUAAUUUUAACUUGGAGGAAGUAAAGGAAGGAAGAAUCUGCUGUGACCUAUUAUGUUACAUCUAAUUUAUGGCUACUUUGAACCCAACAGUACACUGAGGUUAAAUGCUCCCACUGGCUAAAUAAAACUGUUUUUCUUUUA